AUGUCAUCAGAAUUCCCCAUAAUUCAAAUCAAAAAUUUAUCAUAUACAACAACAAACAAACAAAUCUUUGAAUUCUUCAGUCAAUUCGGUACGAUAUAUCAAAUAAGAUCAAAUUCAAAGCAACAAGGUACAAUUUUUAUAAUUUAUUCAAAUUUACAACAAGCUAAAUUAGCAAUAAAACAAUCAAAUGGAGUUAAUUUAAAUGGUAGAUAUUUAAUUAGUUCUUUAUUUGUUGUUGAUCAAUCUAAAAUUUAUGAGGAAGGGAUGAAGUUGAGAAAUGAGCAAUUGGUUGAAUUAAAGAGGAUUUAUAAUAUUGAUUGA
Molecule: messenger RNA, 321 nt
Organism: Lodderomyces jiufengensis
Lineage: Eukaryota; Fungi; Ascomycota; Pichiomycetes; Serinales; Debaryomycetaceae
Exons: 1
Coding region: 1-321 (106 amino acids)
Molecular function (GO): RNA binding
Source: RefSeq, a predicted model, not a curated record